This is a messenger RNA of Phyllostomus discolor (pale spear-nosed bat), 4781 nucleotides long. RefSeq names its product mitogen-activated protein kinase kinase kinase 7 (gene MAP3K7). The transcript is spliced from 17 exons. Bases 280 to 2103 code for a protein of 607 amino acids. The record is from RefSeq and is a predicted model, not a curated record. NCBI's taxonomy places the organism in Eukaryota, Metazoa, Chordata, Mammalia, Chiroptera, Phyllostomidae. Gene Ontology annotation, biological process: positive regulation of canonical NF-kappaB signal transduction; JNK cascade; protein phosphorylation. Gene Ontology annotation, molecular function: MAP kinase kinase kinase activity; magnesium ion binding; ATP binding.
GUUUCUCGAUUACAAAAUUCUCCCCUCCCUUUCCUUAAGCUCACAGCCCUCCUCCGGUUUCACACUUCAGGCCGGAACCGGAAGUCUAGUGGGCGGGGCCCGGCAGCGGAAUACGCAGCGGAGCCGGAGCGGGGACUCGGCUGUGGCCGCAGCCCCUGUCCCUUCCACGGGUCGCCGUGGCUCCAGGCUGAAGGUCGGUCCGGAGGCGGGUGGGCGCGGGUCUCGCCCGGAGGGUCCGGGCGGUAGCCUCGCCGGGCCCCCCGGGCUCCGAGAGAGAUCAUGUCUACAACCUCCGCCGCUUCCUCCUCCUCGUCGUCUUCGGCCGGUGACAUGAUCGAAGCCCCCUCCCAAGUUCUCAACUUUGAAGAGAUCGACUACAAGGAGAUCGAGGUGGAAGAGGUUGUUGGAAGAGGAGCCUUUGGGGUAGUUUGCAAAGCUAAGUGGAGAGAAAAAGAUGUUGCUAUUAAACAAAUAGAAAGUGAAUCUGAGAGGAAAGCUUUCAUUGUAGAGCUUCGGCAGUUAUCCCGUGUGAACCAUCCCAAUAUUGUAAAGCUAUAUGGAGCCUGCUUGAAUCCAGUGUGUCUUGUGAUGGAAUAUGCUGAAGGGGGCUCUUUAUAUAAUGUGCUGCAUGGUGCUGAGCCAUUGCCGUAUUACACUGCUGCCCAUGCCAUGAGUUGGUGUUUACAGUGUUCCCAAGGAGUGGCUUAUCUUCACAGCAUGCAGCCCAAAGCUCUAAUUCACAGGGACCUGAAACCACCAAACUUGCUGCUGGUUGCAGGAGGGACAGUUUUAAAAAUCUGUGAUUUUGGUACAGCCUGUGACAUUCAGACACACAUGACCAAUAACAAGGGGAGUGCUGCUUGGAUGGCACCUGAAGUUUUUGAAGGUAGCAAUUACAGUGAAAAAUGUGACGUCUUCAGCUGGGGUAUUAUCCUCUGGGAAGUGAUAACACGUCGGAAACCCUUUGAUGAGAUUGGUGGCCCAGCUUUCCGUAUCAUGUGGGCUGUUCAUAAUGGUACUCGACCACCACUGAUCAAAAAUUUACCAAAGCCCAUUGAGAGCCUGAUGACUCGCUGUUGGUCUAAAGAUCCUUCUCAGCGCCCUUCAAUGGAGGAAAUUGUGAAAAUAAUGACUCACUUGAUGCGGUACUUUCCAGGAGCAGAUGAGCCAUUACAAUACCCUUGUCAGUAUUCAGAUGAAGGACAAAGCAAUUCUGCCACCAGUACAGGCUCAUUCAUGGACAUCGCUUCUACAAAUACCAGUAAUAAAAGUGACACUAAUAUGGAGCAAGUUCCUUCCACAAAUGAUACUAUUAAACGCUUAGAAUCAAAAUUAUUGAAAAAUCAGGCAAAGCAACAGAGUGAAUCUGGCCGGUUAAGCUUGGGAGCUUCCCGUGGGAGCAGCGUAGAGAGCUUGCCCCCAACCUCCGAGGGCAAGAGGAUGAGUGCCGACAUGUCUGAGAUAGAAGCCAGGAUUGCUGCGACCACAGCCUGUUCCAAGCCUAAACCGGGCCACCGUAAAACUGCUUCAUUUGGCAACAUUCUGGAUGUCCCUGAGAUCGUCGUAUCAGGCAACGGACAGCCAAGACGUAGAUCCAUCCAAGACUUGACUGUUACUACAACAGAAGCUGGUCAGGUGGGCAGUAGGUCAUCCAGUCCUAGCAUCAGAAUGAUCGCUACUGCCCCAGGACCAACCUCAGAAAAGCCACCUCGAAGUCAUCCAUGGACCCCUGAUGAUUCCACAGAUACCAAUGGAUCAGAUAACUCCAUCCCAAUGGCUUACCUUACACUGGAUCACCAACUGCAGCCUCUAGCACCAUGCCCAAACUCCAAAGAAUCUAUGGCAGUGUUUGAACAGCAUUGUAAAAUGGCACAAGAAUAUAUGAAAGUUCAAACAGAAAUUGCAUUGUUAUUACAGAGAAAGCAAGAACUAGUUGCUGAACUGGACCAGGAUGAAAAGGACCAGCAAAAUACAUCUCGUCUGGUACAGGAACAUAAAAAGCUCUUAGAUGAAAACAAAAGCCUUUCUACUUACUACCAGCAAUGCAAAAAACAACUAGAGGUCAUCAGAAGUCAGCAGCAAAAACGACAAGGCACUUCAUGAUUCUCUGGGACCGUUAAGUUUUAAAAUAUGCAAAAAAAGACUUCUUUUUUUUUUUUUUAAAGGAAAGAAAAACCCUGAUAAUGACAAUCAAGAGUGUUAGCUUUUUGGCGUGUUCUGAAUGCCAGCUGCCUUUAUUUGCUACUUUGUUUCAUCAUUAAUUUUUCUUUUCUCAUGGUGGACAUACAAUUCAACUGUCUCCUUGCAUAUUGAGGACAUCCGUGACUUGAAUAAUCAGCAGUUCCCAACUUCAAAACAGACACGUGAACCGUGGCUGUAUGUGCAUGCUCUUUGUGUGAAGGCUAGCCCAGCAAAAACAGGGGUUUCAGACUAUAGCUGCUAUGUGCAAACAUCAUCCUUUUUUCGAGGUGGAACCUCAAGAAUGAUUUUGUUCUUGUAUCUCAUCUCAAAAAGUAAAUCUUUUCCGAAAGAUGGUAUAUACCAGGUUAAAAACAGGGUAUGAUAAAUCUAAAAUAAUUGGUGGUGCGUUUUAAAAAUGCAGAACCUUUAUAAGGGAGAGUUGGAAGUUAGGGCUUCGAUGCCAGCAUCCUCGGCUCAGUACUGAACUUAGUUUCAUCUAUAAAAUAUUUAAAGGUAAGUGGUGGCUGCUGUAUUUAAUAAAAGCAUAUUUCAUUAGACUGAAAUUUGACUAUGAUACAUUAAACCAAGUGGAACCCUUUCUGUAGGGUAUAAAGAUGUUUAAUUCUGUAAUGGCAUGUAUGUGUGUUGAAACUGUAAAGCUUUAUGACUCUAAUACUGAUAGCUCUUAAAUGAAAUUAAAAGGUAAAUCAGCACUAUCCAACUUAAAUGAUCAUUCCUUCCUGUAGUGAUUAUUGGAACGUUUUACUAUAUAUUUGAAAAAGUGAAGAGAAAUAAUGGAAAUAAUGGCUCCAGAAAAAAGGCUUGAACUUAGCUACUGUUAUGAUACCAAAUGGGUAAAAAACCUGGCAAAUCAGGAAAUGUUAGUAAGGAAGUGAAAGUAAUUAUAAAUUCAUCAAGUAUCCUACUUAUCAAUAUUGGAAUAAUUGAUUUUCCUAGCAAGCCCUUCCUAGAAUGUCUGUUGCCUUUCAGUACUUUUAAGGGAAUUUCAACACUUACAAAGAAAAAGUUUUAUAUUGUUAAAAAUAACUUUGCUACCAACUUUGAAAAUAAAAGUAAUAAUAAAACUUCAUUGAAGUAAUAGAUGAUAUGAGAUCUAUUUUUUUCAGUUGGUAUUAAAAUAAAUCAUAUUUUGAUACCAGUACAAGGUGUCUUUUAAAUAAGGAUGUCAUCAACCUCAUUUUUAUAACAUUAAUGUUUUUGAAGAAAAAAUUAAAACUGAAAGCAUAACUGCUGUGAUUAUUAAAAUUAUAUAAUGGUUGUAUUGUAGUUUUGCUCUAUUUCAUAUAAGCAAGUUAAUCUAAGAAGUUAUCAAACUAUUCUUAAAAAUGCUAAAGCAGGUAACUUUUUCUUUCGUUAUUUUUUCCUUCUCCCACUGAGUUUUAUAAUGUAUUCUUUGUGUAUACAAGCAAUAAAAGUAAAGGACAGUUUGUACUAAACUGUGUCAUCUUUAGCUUCUUCAAAAUCUGCUAUUAAAUGUCUACUCUCACAUCAUUUAAAAAAAGGAGGGUUAUCAUUUCCAAAUAAUUUGAUUACGUAGGUGAAAGUAAUCCUGGGCUUUGACAUAUUAAUAGUAAAAUAAAAUUGGCACAGAAGUAACUGUAGAGUAAGGGAAAGCAUGACUCGGCCAUAGCACCACUGCUUGCGUAUACAUCUGCCACUCCACGAAAAGGGGCCCAGUCAACGUUCAGAGGUUUUUCUCAUUAUCACAGAGGAGCGUGAGGUAUCCAGACAUGGAUGCUAAGGCUCAACUUCCAUUAGGGUUUAGAUUUUGAUUCUGUUUCUUAAUCAUUAAUGUGGUUUUGCUCUACAUACAUAGAGGGAAAAUUUUUUAUUACUGUAAUUAUUACAUGCAGUCACUUCAUAAAAAUAUGCAGAUAGGUAAAUGGAAAUAGUGUUUUGAAGUCAUGAUACCGAAUGUGAACAGGCUUUUGUACACUUGAUUGUUUUUCUAUAGUAAGUUGCUAGAGAUUUUCACUACUGUAAUUGUCCUGGACACAGGUGCACUUCAGCCUUACUUGGUUUUUAAAAAGUUGUGUUGCUAUGCUCAUACUUUGUAAGUCCUGAUUAUCACUGAUGGUCAGAGAAAAGGAUUGCAGUGAUUGCUGAAGUCCACAGCCAGUUUCAUCAGUAUCCUUACCCAUCAAACAUUCAAAGAGAGAUGUUUUUGGGGAGCCAAUUUUUUUAUUCUGGUUUUACCAUGUAUUCUAACCCUUGUUUUGGGGUGGAAAUAACAGACAAGUAGCUAAAAGCCCCCAGUCUAAGAAAUUCACAAAUAGUCCCCGCACAAGGGUUCUUGCCUCCAGGAAAGGAAAUAAAGCUUUUAUCUAACCUAUAGGGAAGUAUACCUAAGCAAUAAAAAUACUUAUUAUAAUACUUUUACUUAAAUAAAAAUUAGCAUUAAAAGAAGGCAUGGAAACCAUAAAAAAGAACCUGUUCAAAAUGAAGGCUACACUAAUUGGAGUGAAGAAUAAAUUACCAGGAAUCAACAGUAGACUAGAUGGGACAGAAUCACAUCAGCAAUUUGGAAUAUAAAGAAGCAGAAAACACCCAAUCAGAACAGCAAAACGAAAAAAGAAUCC